Messenger RNA from Penicillium macrosclerotiorum, 1374 nucleotides. RefSeq names its product anaphase promoting complex subunit DOC1. NCBI's taxonomy places the organism in Eukaryota, Fungi, Ascomycota, Eurotiomycetes, Eurotiales, Aspergillaceae. The record is from RefSeq and is a predicted model, not a curated record. Gene Ontology annotation, cellular component: anaphase-promoting complex. The transcript has a single exon. Gene Ontology annotation, biological process: anaphase-promoting complex-dependent catabolic process; protein K11-linked ubiquitination. The coding region runs from base 1 to 1374 and encodes 457 amino acids.
AUGCCUCAACUUCGACGCCAACCCAACCCCCACGACUACCUCGAUGAAGGAUCAACUGCCCCGGGUAGUCUCCGCGCCCAAUUCCAGACCCCUCCAUCGCGGCACACGCCCUCUAACCCAACCCAACGUCUCCCACCAUCCACCGGUCCUCAUGAAUUGACACCAGAAGCUGUGCCCACCAUGGUGCCCUCUGGCAUGGCACUGAACCCAUUCUCAAUUUUUGGGCGACCACGACUAGACCAACGACCGCCGGAGACGGUAGAAGAGGAGGAGGAAUUUGACGAUGACUACGAUCCGAAUGUGCAGGACCUGGAGCAAGACGAAUACGAUGACGAGAUGGUCCCAGAGGACCAGCUGGAUGAAGAAGAAGGAGCUGACAACUCAGAAGAGCUGGAAGAAGACGAGAUAGAGGAAGAUCUUGAGGAUCAGCUCGAAGAAGAAGGUGACGAUGAAGAGAUGCACGACCGAGGUACGAACCCUCCUCCUCCCCCCAAGCUCCGUACUGACUUCAUCAAACCAGAAAAAUCGCCCUCCCCGCUCCCUCCCAACCUCCGAGAAAUCUCCUCCCUCGCAUCGUGGACCGUGUCCACCUCCAAGCCCGGCUGCGGCGUCGCCGCCCUGCGGCACCCCUCUCCAUCGCAGUACUGGCAGUCCGACGGCCCGCAACCUCACACUUUGACCCUACACUUCUUCAAACUAGUUGCCGUCGUGCGAAUCCGCGUCUAUCUAGACUUCGAGCUCGACGAGAGCUACACGCCGACGAAAAUGAUCUUCCUCGCCGGCAUGGGUGGGAAUGACCUCGUCGAGUUCGCAACUUGGGAAGGCGACGGGCCCUGCGGCUGGGUUGACGUGCCACUCGAAGGCGUCGGCGGCCGCAAUGGCGGCUGGGUGAGAGAUGACGCCGAGCGCCAGAGACGUCGCUCCCACACCGCGCGCCGCCAGCUCGCACCUGAACACCGUCUGCAGACGCCGCAUAACCCGGAUGACGAGAACGAGGCCUGGGAUACAGCCAACGAGGACGAAGCUGGCAGCGAGGAGGAGCCCGGGGCCACCGAGGAUUCGUAUGCAGGAAACGUACUUAAGGCGAUGGUGAUCCAGAUGCGUGUGAUGGAGAACCACCAGAACGGCAAGGAUACGCAUGUCCGUGGCUUCCAGGUGUUCGCGUGCGACAAUAGCCGCCGCCACUUGGGCGUUGCGCCCUCCGCGUCCGCAGAUGGUCGGCACAGGCGGCAUAGUGCGCGUCAGUCUCUGCGUGGUAGUGUACCUGAUGUACCUCGAGACCGCAUGGGCAGCGAGGAUCUAGAUGCUAAUCGACUUAUCUCAUCCUCUGGCCUCCACGAGCCGGACUGGAUGGGAGAGCCGGUGAUUCGGUGA